AUGUCAUUCUUGGCGUUAAGGCGCUGGAAUUCUCUCUUCCUGAUGGUGGAGAGAUUUAUGGAGCAGUUUGAUGCAAUCCAGGCAGCUGCUCUGGAUCUACGGCUGAGGAAGCCUAUGGAGAAGGACAAGCUAGAAAGGUUCACGCACACCGAUUUAAUGAAGGCAGAGGAGUUUAUUAAGUGCAUGCAAGUCCUGUACACGUCAACCAUGUGUGUGUCAAGUGACAAGUCACCCACAUGCAGCCAAAUCAUCCCCAUCCUGGCCAAGCUGGAGGCACAUUUCAGACGAUGUGAUGAAGACAGUGUUUUCACCUCUUCAAUAAAAGAGAAAGUCUGGGGUAGUCUGCAGAAAAGAUAUCAGGAUGAAAACCUUCAGAAAUUUCUGAAGGAGGCCACGAUGAUGGACCCACGUUUUAAAGGCAGGCUAGGUGGUGAGGCAGCUACUGACAUCUGGGACAGGUUGGAGAAGGCAGCAGUUGCAAAUGCCACAGCAGCAGUUGCACAGCCUCCCACUGAGGACCCCAAAGCACACAGCGAGGUGGAUGAUGCUGACAUGGACAAGCCAGAACAAUAUCUAAGUAAGGUCCAGAAGUCACCCUUAGAAAAGCUGUUUGAGGAUGAAGACAGAGAGCUUCAACAGGCUGCUUCUCAAGCAGGUAGAGUCCCCUCAAUCACAGAGCAGGUACAGAAGGAGCUUCAAAUAUACAAAAGACUGCCAGGAAUUACCUCUGGACAAGACCAUGUGGCCUGGUGGUGGAGUAAGAGGGAUACACUCCCCAAUUUAUCUGCCCUAUCAGAAAAAUACUUGUGUGUCCCAGCGUAA
Messenger RNA from Polypterus senegalus (gray bichir), 822 nucleotides. RefSeq names its product E3 SUMO-protein ligase ZBED1-like. The transcript has 5 exons. Lineage: Eukaryota; Metazoa; Chordata; Cladistia; Polypteriformes; Polypteridae. The coding region runs from base 1 to 822 and encodes 273 amino acids. The record is from RefSeq and is a predicted model, not a curated record.